CAACAAUCACUUCGUAUUUCCUGAGAUGGGGAGGACAGCGAAGAGAGGGCCCGUUUUGAAAGACAGAUGUCAUUAAAAUACAGAGUCUGAGGACCUGCAGCUUGAAAUCCUAAUAAUGGAUGAGCACCAGAAGAAACUCAAUCAGCGGCAUGAAGGAAGGCCCCGCAAAGUGAGGUUCAAAAUAUCAUCAGCUUACAGUGGUAGAGUGUUAAAACAAGUCUAUGAAGAUGGGCAGGCACUCGAGCCCCCAGCCAAAGAGCGCACUCGGCACUUUCUGCGCCACAGCUUCGAGCCAGGGGACCAUUUCUGUGGGGCUGGGGAAAUGCCAGAAAGCAGGUUUUACUCGACAGCCAAGAUGACUGCCCAGCGGAUCAGCAUAUUCAAAGAGGAUAAGAAAUAUGGUCUCACCAGUAACUCACCUCUCCUCAGUGACUACCAGUCUAGCGACAGCCUUUGCAAGGCUUCCCCAAUUAUAGAUUUUGGCAAGAUCAUAAUCUACACUAAUAACCUGAAAAUCGUCCGUGCGCCAAUGGACCAGAGAGAGCUCAUGAGAAGACUCAUCCAGACUGAGGGAAUAAAUGACUGGACCUUCAUAUACCGGGAAAGGAAAGAAAGAUUUGGUGGUGGACAUAGAAAAGACAUUGACAAAAAUUUUGCCUGCAACCAGUAUGUGCAGGAAGGGGAUGCUGAACAUGGUUGUUCCCAGUGUAAAGGGUCAGGCUCAGCUCCUUGCUCACUGUGCCAUGGAAGCAAGUUUUCAAUGCUGGCAAACAGAUUCAGAGAGUCCUACAGGGCUCUCCGAUGUCCAGCUUGCAACGAGAGAGGCCUGCAGCCCUGCCAGAUCUGCGCUGCCUGACCAGGACUGCCACCCCUGCAGCAGGCUACAGGCACCACAGCAAUAUUGUGUUAAAAACUGGUUUAUUUAACCUUCAAGCAGCCUCACUAUAAUGACAAGGGAAAGGCACAUGAUACGUAUCUCACCACCACACCUCUGCUACUGACUGUCCCUCUUGCCUGCUACAUACACCUGUCUAACUUUCAAAUCAGGCCAGAUCCCAGUGUCUGCAUGGUGAGCAUAUCCCCUGACAGUAGAGGAAAUUAUCAGCGUUUGGAAAUUAAGCACCUCUGUAAAUGUCUCUGGCAUCUGGAACCCAGCCUGAAUUUGCUGGCACUAGCCCUCAGUCAGGUGUUUGGUGCCCGGCACAGCCAGGUCCUGACCCACCAGGCACUCCAGUAACAUCAUUAAAAGCAGCAGAAGUAGGUGCAGUCUGGGCACGUCAGUAAUGUGUCAGGGUGUAAAGUCUGUAAUGACAACAGCAAAGCAGUGCCUCCCCAUGGUUUUAAUUUGCUGAAUGUUUUAAAAUUACACUGUUUUUUGCAGUUAACUCUUUACUUUCCCUGCAGUGUCACAAGCAUUUCCUGAAGAUUUUGCCGACUCUUAUAUCUGCUUUAGUGGACACAAUGAUUCCUUUGAGGUCUGAUUCAUGGGGAAAAUUGAAAACCCUUUCUGAACCUGGAGCUAUAAAAAAAUGAACAAUAAUUUAUUGUUAUAGAUAGUGGUUAUUAAGUUUUCAGCUUACUUAUGAGGAACUGCUGAACCAAAAUUCCCCUGUACGAUGCUCAGCAUUUUUCAGGAUCAGGCUGAUGGUGAGCAGGACUUCUGCUGCUUAAUAUUAAUCCCGUUUUGUAAUCUGCAGAAGGUAAACUGUAAUUAGUUGAGGUGAAGCAAUGAUAUGGGGAUACUUUGCAGGCUGCCACUGGUGGCAGAGAACACAGGGGAUUCAAGGAAUUGAGGCAAACAGGGGAAACUAUUUUUUUCCCAAAGUAUUAACCUGUUUCAUUUUAUAUUCGUAAGUAAUGUUAAUGCAGCCUUAACUUGCACAUUGCCUCUGAGACUCUGAUGAGGUAAGAGACUGCUCACAUGUACUUCGUGCUGAGGUUGCAAGCUUACACAGGGUAGUUUAUGGCCAAGUUUGUUUUCCUAUGGUAGGUUAUAAGAUUUCUCUACAAAAACUUAAAUUAUUAGAAAUAAUGCUGUUUUAAGUCUUAGACUUCUAUGUCUCCUACUGAAAUUGUUCAGUGGGUACUGAGGGUUUAUUUUUCAGAAAAUGUGCAUAAAUCCAGAGCAGAUACUUGGCUGGCUGCAUUUAUCCUAUCAGGAUCUGCAAUAUAAAAAAAUGUAGUCCCUGAGGUAUUCAUUGAGGGCAGGCGAGACCUCACAAAUCAGAAAUUGUUGUCAAGCGGAUCUCUUCCCUCAAAUUGGACCUGUUUGAUCUCAUAGUUUGUUUGGCUUGUUUAAAAUUGCUGGCUUAAGAUAAGAAAAAAGCUACCAGGCAAAGUUGUUGCCUGAUAGUUUACUGUUUACAAUUAAACUAGAUGCAAAUACCCAUUUAUAAAAUCAGUAUUUAUUGUUCUUUGGUAAUUAUGUCUCAGCCACCAUUACUCCUCCUGGUGUGUCAGCUAUUCCCAUCGAUCCCGACACGUCCCUGUGGCGAUGCUGGCAGCCAGCUGUGCUUUCCCUGGUGUAGCCUGGUGUCCUGCUGGCCCAGCGGGCUGGGGGCCAUGGCACUUGUCCACAUACAGCGUCAGGGCUGGGCUGCAAGCAGACGCGAUCCCAGCAGCACCACCUGGAUUUGCUCCCUCCGCUUCAAUGUGCUCAUUUUAUUUUUGCUAAUACACUGACUCAAUUUGCCCAAUAAACGCUCUCUUGUUUCAUGUGAAACAAAGGUUUGAGCUUUCCUAAAGCAUCGCGUCAAGGCUAUGGGUUACUUUUACUGCUUUGCUGGAUUUUGGCCCCGCGGGUCUGGGGCUGCGGCUCCAGCAGGGCCAAGGCCUGAGGCGCGAUCCCAGCCACAGCCCUUGCUGGCCGCCCAGGCAGCGCUGCCCGUGUGUCCUCCGGCUCGGAAAGCAGUGUCAAGAGAACAGACUUGCCCAGGGCCACCACUGCUCCGGGCCAUCGCCAUGGCCUGCAGGCAGGCCCAGGCCCGCUGUGAGGCACCAA
Falco peregrinus (peregrine falcon) is the source of this 3001-nucleotide messenger RNA. RefSeq names its product glutaredoxin and cysteine rich domain containing 2 (gene GRXCR2). Gene Ontology annotation, cellular component: microvillus; stereocilium shaft; stereocilium base. NCBI's taxonomy places the organism in Eukaryota, Metazoa, Chordata, Aves, Falconiformes, Falconidae. Gene Ontology annotation, biological process: sensory perception of sound. Bases 116 to 856 code for a protein of 246 amino acids. The transcript is spliced from 4 exons. The record is from RefSeq and is a predicted model, not a curated record.